CGGCGAACAAACAACACAGGCAAUUUCGGAGCGAUCAAUAUUAUGACACUUUGCUGAUGUGCGUAAGUCCCCGUCACCCUCUGUGUAUGUUGGGAAUAAGUUGAGGUAUAUGCGCUCUAGUUGUCUUCCUUUCUUGAGCUCGCCUCGACGUCCUGUCGCGAAGGCAGUUUCCAGCAAGCCGACUACUAGCGACUAGCGACUAGCGAGAGGAGUUAAUUAUUUCUGGAGCAUACCAGUGAUGUAACAGACAUUAAUAUGGAUGAUGAUGUCAAGGAAAUGAUUUGGGAGAGUGAAAACAACUCUACAUUUAAAGUGCAUUGUAAAGAGACUGCACGCAAUUCCUCUUACAAUUUUCAGUUUUCUUCUUUGCAACAUAAACAUUUUGAGAUAACUGGGAUGAACUCCAUUCAUAAACCAAAUUUUGUCUCAGAAAAAUAUGAGAGAGCUAUGCCUCCAAGAGACAAAAUGAUGCUACAUCAAUCCUCUGAAUUUAUAAAAGUAAAGCAAAAUGGGAAUGGGUAUGCUGUGCUUCCUGCAAAGGGAGUAUUAUCUCAGAAACCAAGAGUACCCAGGUCUGCCCACGUGGAAGCACGAAAAUUGAGUGGAGCUUUAAAUGCUGUUUCUGGAAAACCAAAUCAUACUCUCGCAUCAGCUUAUGAAAAGUCCUUUCCGUUUAAGAACAUUGCAUGUUCAGCUUCGUUGAUUGGACCUUGUCGUCGAAGCCCUAAAAAAAUACAGAGGCGGUUUGUCAGUACAGUUGAAGAAACAGUACGUGAGGAAGAAAAGGAAAUAUACAGGCAGCUACUUCAAGUGGUGACAGGAAAAACCUUCUUAUCCACCAAGUCUACAUCCAUUUUGCCCCCACAGGUGUCUAGAUGUUUGAGUUCAAAUAACAGUAUUUCUGGGCAACCUGUUGCUUCAAGUUUGAGUUCUGUAGAGCCCAGUAGUUUGGAUACAGAAUCUUCAUGUCGAACAUCAUUUAGCUAUUUGCAGCCAUCAGGUCAAAUUUCAGAACCGCUUCUAAGCAACUCAACAAAUUACAAAGUCAUUUCUGACACACAAGGAGCAAGUAACCAGCAGCCUCCUAAAGAAAAGCUUGCUCCUAGAUCACAACAGUCUCGAGGUUCAGAUUCACCCAUUGUUCUAGAUCCUGUUAUCAAACCUCAAGAACCCGCUAGUCAACCUUUCUUUCCUGCAGAGCUUUGGAUUAAGGAACUCACCAGUUUGUUUGAUGCAAGAGCACGAGAAAGAAGGCGUCAAAUUGAAGAACAGAAGGCCCUUGCCACACAACUUCAAAAACAGAGGCUUCAAGAAUGUUCAGUACAAGACUCUAUAGAAUUGCACCUUCGUGUACCUCUUGAAAAAGAAAUACCUGUUACACUAAUUCAGAAGAAAGAGCAUGAGUCCCCUCAGCCUGAAGAAAUUGAAUUCCCUGUACUUACAGAGGUUAUGGAAAGAGAGAUUAAACGUGCUCUGUUUGGUGGGAGCCAAGAUCAAACUUUAAGUGAAGGAUACAGGCUAACAAUUACGCGAAAAGACAUCAUGACUCUUCAUAGUUUAAACUGGCUAAAUGAUGAGAUAAUUAACUUCUAUAUGAAUCUUCUAAUGGAACGAAGCAAACGGAAAGGCUUGCCAACAGUUCAUGCUUUCAAUACCUUCUUUUUUAGCAAGUUGAAAUCUGCUGGAUAUCAAGCAGUGAAGAGAUGGACAAAAAAGGUGGACGUAUUUUCAAUGAAUAUUUUAUUGGUGCCUAUUCACCUUGGAGUACACUGGUGUUUAGCAGUUGUAGACUUCAGAAAAAAGUCCAUAACGUACUUUGAUUCAAUGGGUGGAUUAAACAAUGAAGCCUGCAGAAUCUUGCUACUAUACCUGAAACAGGAAAGUGCUGACAAAAAAGGAGUUAGUUUUGACUCAAAUGGUUGGACCCUUACCAGCAAGACAAGCCAGCAAAUUCCACAACAAAUGAAUGGCAGUGAUUGUGGAAUGUUUGCCUGCAAGUAUGCAGAAUAUAUCACCAAAGAUAAGCCUAUCACCUUUACACAGCAUCAUAUGCCCUAUUUCAGAAAGAGAAUGGUUUGGGAGAUCCUUCAUCAGAAAUUGCUUUGACAUUUAUUUGGAGGGACUUUGGAAGCUUCGCCAUUUUGGUGGUUACAGCUUUGGCAAGUUUCUCAGAGCAGAACAAGGACCAAGAACUGUUGAUUUCUCUCCACGCACAGGUUUACAACUGUAAAAAUAAAUAAAUACGUAAAGCUUGUACUGUUAUGAAUACUUAUUUGUAAACAUAUUUGCCAAAUUUUCUGAUAUUUUUUUCUUUAAUGUAAAAGAAAAGAAAAAAACUCUUCAAAGAAGAACUAUUUUAUUUAUAUGACUGAUAGGGCUCAGAAGAGAAGAACAUUGAGUUCAUUUUUGAUAUAAACUGUUUGCCAUUUGACCGUUGUUUGCUGUUUGUUUUUUUUCAGAGGAAAGUUUUCAGGCUCUAUAUUAUAACCAAGGCAUUUCCUCUGAAUGUCAUUGUUUGUGU
Molecule: messenger RNA, 2521 nt
Organism: Xenopus laevis (African clawed frog)
Lineage: Eukaryota; Metazoa; Chordata; Amphibia; Anura; Pipidae
Gene: senp1.L
Product: SUMO specific peptidase 1 L homeolog
Biological process (GO): protein desumoylation; proteolysis
Cellular component (GO): nucleus
Molecular function (GO): deSUMOylase activity; cysteine-type peptidase activity
Source: RefSeq, marked provisional